This is a messenger RNA of Octodon degus (degu), 1892 nucleotides long. Its product is annotated as protein FAM98A-like. Gene Ontology annotation, cellular component: tRNA-splicing ligase complex. NCBI's taxonomy places the organism in Eukaryota, Metazoa, Chordata, Mammalia, Rodentia, Octodontidae. The record is from RefSeq and is a predicted model, not a curated record.
GCUUAGCCGGCGAAGAGGGGAGUCUGACGACUCGGAAAUUUGAAUACCACAGUAGCAUGGAGUGUGACCUCAUGGAGCCUGACAUCUUGGAGUCGUUGGAAGAUCUAGGUUAUAAGGGUCCAUUGUUGGAGGAUGGUGCCCUGUCUCAGGCGGUCUCUGCUGGAGCCAGUUCCCCGGAGUUUACCAAACUCUGUGCUUGGCUGGUAUCAGAAUUAAGAGUGCUCUGUAAGCUAGAAGAAAAUGUGCAAGCAACUAACAGUCCAAAUUAAGCUGAAGAAUUCCAGCUUGAGGUGAGUGGGCUGCUAGGGGAGAUGAACUGUCCGUAUCUCUCACUGACAUCUGGGGAUGUGACCAAGCGCCUGCUCGUGCAGAAGAACUGCCUCCUCUUGCUCACAUACCUCAUCUCAGAACUAGAAGCUGCCAGAAUGCUCUGUGUGAAUGCUCCUCCAAAAAAAGCUCAAGAAGGAGGCGGUAGUGAGGUCUUUCAAGAGUUGAAAGGCAUAUGUAUUGCUCUAGGAAUGUCCAAACUUCCAGCCAAUAUAACUAUGUUCCAAUUCUUCAGCGGGAUUGAAAAAAAAUUAAAGGAAACAUUAGCGAAAGUACCACCCAAUCAUGUGGGAAAGCCUUUACUGAAGAAGUCAAUGGGACCGGCCCACUGGGAAAAGAUAGAAGCAGUUAACCAAGCCAUAGCCAAUGAAUAUGAAGUCCGGAGAAAGCUGCUAAUAAAACGUUUGGAUGUCACCGUACAGUCCUUCGGCUCUGACAGAGCUAAGAGUCAGACAGAAAAGUUAGCCAAGGCCUACCAGCCGAGGCUCUCAGUCUUAUCUCCCAAAAGCACUGUUUCCGUUGCUCAUCUCUUGGCUGCAAGACAAGACUUAUCAAAGAUCUUGAGGACAAGCAGCGGUUCUAUAAGAGAGAAGACGGCCUGUGCCAUCAAUAAGGUGUUGAUGGGCAGGGUGCCCGACAGAGGCGGUAGACCUAAUGAAAUCGAACCUCCACCCCCAGAGAUGCCGCCAUGGCAGAAAAGGCAAGAUGGGCCCCAGCAGCAAGCAGGAGGCUGAGGAGGAGGGAGAGGUGGCUAUGAACAUUCCUCAUAUGGAGGACGAGGAGGUCAUGAACAAGGAGGAGGGAGAGGCGGACGUGGUGGCUACGAUCAUGGUGGCCGAGGGGGAGGAAGAGGAAGUAAGCAUCAAGGAGGCUGGACAGAUGGAGGGAGUGGAGGAGGAGGUGGCCACCAAGAGGGCGGUUAUCGUGAUGCAGGUUUCCAGCCAGGUGGCUAUCAUGGUGGCCACAGUGGUGGCUAUCAAGGCGGUGGUUAUGGUGGCUUCCAAACAUCUUCAUACACAGGAAGUGGAUACCAGGGUGGUGGAUACCAGCAGGACAAUAGAUACCAAGAUGGUGGGCAUCAUGGUGAUCGGGGCGGUGGUCGUGGUGGGAGAGGUGGCCGUGGAGGUCGGGGUGGUCGUGGAGGCCAGGGAGGAGGGUGGAGUGGAAGGGGAGGCCAGACUUACCACCAGGGAGGUCAGUUUGAACAGCAUUUCCAGCAUGGAGGCUAUCAGUAUAAUCAUUCUGGAUUUGGACAGGGAAGACAUUAUACUAGUUGAGGCUACAGAACCUUACAUUUUGCUAGAGCUCAAGUAAUAGAAACUUCGUUUCAGAAUCCUGAUUCCAGCCUCAGUUUGAUUUAUGUAUGACCACAGGUGGCAGACAGACUGCUGCUUGGCAUAAGCGUCUGGAGGUCUUCCAUCAUUUUAUUUUUUAUGGAGUUACAAGAUGCAGUUUAUUUGAAAAGUACAUACAACAUCUCUACUUUAUAUGAAAAAAUUAAAAGGUAAUUAAAAUUGCCUUUAAUUGACCAGUAGACUAAUUCCACAGUCAGAACAUGCACAUUU